AAUCCGAUUCCGCCUCAGACGACCAUUCACGCCGACGCCGCCACGGGGGAGGCAUUAAAGUCACUCGCGUCGACUACACCCCCCCUGGAUACGAUGGGCGACCUCGAGAAGGAGUCGAGUCUGCGCGACUUCGAGGCCGCCGAGGACGGCGGCUGCCUCGCGCCCGGGCGCUUCCGCAUGAGCGACUACCUCUCGGAGCUCGUGGGCGCGCAGGAGGUGACGAAGGACGAGGCCUACGACACGGCCGUCGCCGCGGUGCGGGGCCACGCGUCCGUCGUCCAGGCGUUGGCCAAGUCCGUCGCGGCGCGGACCAAGGCCGUCGUCGCGCUCGAGAAGUCGGCGGCGCCCGUGAAGGCGGGCGCCGCGGCCAUGGAGCCGGCCCUCGUCGACGCCCUCGCGGCCUGGGCCGCGCCGAGCGAGGACCCCGCGGAGCCGCCGCCGACCGCGGCCGUCGAGGAGGCGUCGCGCGCGCUCGUGGGCGGCCUCCUCAACUACGCGACGGACCUGCACAAGCUCAAGGCCAAGGUCGCCAAGGCGCGGACCAAGCAGCGCGAGAACAUGGACCACUACGCGUCCAAGGUGCCCCGGCUCACGCGCGCCGUCGAGGCGGCGAAGCGGGAGAAGGCGCGCCGCGAGGCGCGCGCCGAGGCCGCCGCGGCCAAGGCCAAGGCCGAGGGCACGCCCGUCCCCGCGACGUGCCACGCCUUCUACGAGUCGAGCGACGCGGACCAGGUCAAGGCUCUCGCCGACGCGGAGGACCGCCUCCGCCGCAACGAGAAGAAGCUCGAGGGCGCCAAAGGCGACUACGCGGCGACGAACGCGGCGGCCAUCGCCGCGCUGACGUCCGCCGUCGCCGACUCGACGCCGGAGACGGUCCCGAUCCUCAAGGACCUGCUCACCUACGAGGCCGACAUCAUCACGGCCAUGCUCGCGUACGAGUCGCGCCUCGACGCCGCCGCCGCCGCGCUCCCGGAGUCCGAGGAGCCCGCGCGCGCCGAGCCCCCGGCGAAGCCGGACGCGGAGCCCGAGGCCGAAGAGGAGGAGACCAAGGAGGAGACCAAGACCGAGGGCGCGUGAAGGAACCGCGACGCCCGCCCGGCGCGCGCGCCGCGCCGCCGGCUUCGCGAGGCCCGGACCCCUCCCAAGAAACGUAACGCCUCGCGUACGC
Messenger RNA from Aureococcus anophagefferens, 1168 nucleotides. Its product is annotated as expressed protein. The transcript has a single exon. NCBI's taxonomy places the organism in Eukaryota, Pelagophyceae, Pelagomonadales, Pelagomonadaceae. The annotation marks the transcript as partial. The record is from RefSeq and is a predicted model, not a curated record.